This is a messenger RNA of Myotis brandtii (Brandt's bat), 1757 nucleotides long. Its product is annotated as protein kinase C zeta type-like. Gene Ontology annotation, biological process: protein phosphorylation. Gene Ontology annotation, molecular function: ATP binding; protein binding; protein serine/threonine kinase activity. NCBI's taxonomy places the organism in Eukaryota, Metazoa, Chordata, Mammalia, Chiroptera, Vespertilionidae. The record is from RefSeq and is a predicted model, not a curated record.
AUGCACGGGAGCGGCGGCCGCGUCCGCCUCAAGGCGCACUACAGCUGGGACAUCCUGGUCACCAGCCUGGACGCCGCCACCACCUUCGAGGAGCUGUGUGCGGAAGUGAGGGAGAUGUGCAGCCUCCCCCAGGGCCAGCCGCUCACCCUCAAGUGGGUGGACAGUCAAGGUGACCCUUGCACUGUGUCUUCCCAGAUGGAGCUGGAGGAGGCCUUCCGCCUGUCCUGUCAGCGCAGGAGCGACGGGCUCAUCAUUCAGGAAUACAUCUACCGCCGCCGCGGAGCCCGAAGAUGGAGGAAGCUGUACCGCGCCAACGGCCACCUCUUCCAAGCCAAGCGCUUUAACAGGAGAGCGUACUGCGGCCAGUGCAGCGAGAGGAUAUGGGGCCUCACCAGGCAGGGCUACCGGUGCGUCAACUGCAAACUGCUGGUCCAUAAGGGCUGCCACGUGCUCGUCCCGCUGACCUGCCAGAGGCAUAUGGAUCCCGUCAUGCCAUCCCAGGAGCCUCCGGUAGAUGACAAGGACGACGACGUGGACCUGGCUCCCGAGGAGACCGAUGGCAUUCCUUACAUCUCCUCCUCCCGGAAACGUGACAGCAUUAAAGAUGACUCGGAGGACCUCAAGCCGGUCAUCGACGGGAUGGACGGCAUCAAGAUUUCUCAGGGGCUGGGGCUGCAGGACUUCGACCUCAUCAGGGUCAUCGGGCACGGGAGCUACGCCAAGGUCCUCCUGGUGCAGCUCAAGAAGAACGACCAGAUCUACUCCAUGAAGGUGGUGAAGAAGGAGCUGGUGCACGACGACGAGGACAUCGACUGGGUGCAGACGGAGAAGCACGUGUUCGAGCAGGCGUCCAGCAGCCCCUUCCUGGUCGGCCUGCACUCCUGCUUCCAGACGACCAGCAGGCUGUUCCUGGUCAUCGAGUACGUCAACGGCGGGGACCUCAUGUUCCACAUGCAGCGGCAGAGGAAGCUUCCGGAGGAGCAUGUCAGGUUCUGCGUCGCCCUCAACUUCCUGCACGAGCGGGGCAUCAUCCUCUACCGGGACCUGAAGCUGGACAACGUGCUCCUGGACGCCGACGGCCACAUCAAGUUGACGGACUAUGGCAUGUGCAAGGAAGGCCUGGGUCCCGGUGACACCACGAGCACGUUCUGCGGGACCCCCAAUUACAUCGCCCCAGAAAUCCUGCGCAGAGAGGAGUACGGGUUCAGCGUGGACUGGUGGGCGCUGGGCGUCCUGAUGUUCGAGAUGAUGGCCGGGCGCUCCCCCUUCGACAUCAUCACCGACAACCCCGACAUGAACACGGAGGACUACCUGUUCCAAGUGAUCCUGGAGAAGCCCAUCCGCAUCCCCCGGUUCCUCUCCGUCAAGGCCUCCCACGUCCUGAAGGGGUUCUUGAACAAGGACCCCAAAGAGAGGCUCGGCUGCUGGCCACAGACUGGGUUUUCCGACAUCAAGUUUCACGCCUUCUUCCGCAGCAUCGACUGGGACCUGCUGGAGAAGAAGCAGGCGCUGCCGCCCUUCCAGCCGCAGAUCACCGACGACUACGGCCUGGACAACUUCGACACGCAGUUCACCAGCUAGCCCGUGCAGCUGACCCCCGACGACGAGGACGUCAUAAAGAGGAUCGACCAGUCCGAGUUCAAGGGGUUCGAGUACAUCAACCGGCUACUGCUCUCCACCGAGGAGUCCCUGUGAGGCAUCCGGGCCGUGGACACGCCUGUGAAUGACCCGCGCCUUCGCCGCCGCGCAUGCAUGCC